AUACUGAAAUUGACGAUUCUACUUAUGCCGUUCAAGACCUAGAAGAUAUAGAAAAGGAUGAAGUUGAUGAAUUAAUCAUAGACCUAACGACAAAUCUGUCAGAUCCAACAAUCGAACGCCAACUAAAUGAAUUCAACAACAUGAAUGAUUCUCAAAUACUUACUGAAGAUCUUCUCAAUGAAGAGGAAAUUGUUAACAUUGUGUUGGAUGAGCAACAGGAAUUCGAAGAAGGUGAUGCAAAUGAUACUGACGAGGAACCGCCUGAAAUCCCUAUUACAGAAGGCUUAAAUGGACUAACAAAGUUCAUUGGUUUUUUUGAGCAACAAGAGAGUUGUGACUUUAAUAUGGAGGAUCUUAAA
Messenger RNA from Dentiscutata erythropus, 359 nucleotides. NCBI's taxonomy places the organism in Eukaryota, Fungi, Glomeromycota, Glomeromycetes, Diversisporales, Gigasporaceae. The record is from the annotation of a GenBank genome assembly.